UAAGGAUGGGGCAGGGUCUAUUAAAAGGGUAGAUUUAGAAUCCGUUUGACCCCCCCCCCACACACACACACACAUCGCUACCGUGGAGAGACGGGGAAAUUUCCUGGUUACUUAAAACCAUCAAAGAGUAGUUGUAUGCUUGUGAGUCACAGAGGGACAGGCAGCUGAUGAGGGGAGGGGCCAAUUUCCAUGGAGCAACCAAGCAAGGACCCCAAGGCAUCCUGGAAUAGAGAGGAGGAUGAGGAGGAGGAGGAGGAGGAGGAAGGGGGUUUCAGGAGACACUGGAGGGGCAGGCUCAGUCUGAAGGAUGGUCAUGCUGAAGAAACUAGAGUUGCAUCACAGAGAACCCCGACGACAAGAACCAUCAAGAACCGGAACCACAGAUGACAGACCACUAGAAUUUGACAAAGAAGAUUGCCCCCUCUUUUACAUGUCCAUCCAAACCCCCAGCAGUGUCUCUGCACGGCCCGCUGCAGGUGUGGGACUGAAGGUGGAUGAAAGGCUGAGAGCAGCACGAGAACGAAGAGAGGAGCAGCAGAGGUUACUCGCCUCCCGGGAGCUGAGCUGGGUGGAGCGGGAGCAACGCGCCCGACGAUUCUACCAGCAACAACUGCAGGAGCGCAAGAAGAAACUGCUGGAGCAACGGCUGAAGGAGGAACGGAGACGAGCGGCUGUAGAGGAGAAACGCCGGCAGAAGCUGAAGGAGGACAAGAUCACUGACAGCAGGGAACUAAAACAGAGCGAUGCGUUUUUCUGCAUGAAGGAGCGAUAUGAAUCUGCAGUCCGGAAGACCCUGGAGAAGAGCCAAAAGGCCCGACAUCCGCCGGACCAAGACUGGAGAGGAAGGAAGUCCAAGAAGUACGUUUCAGGUCACUCCAUGAUUCCUGCCACCACACCCAUCCACAAACACCUGGACUGCAGGCCCCCCAUGAGCUCCCCCCACCCCCCCCAGAGGCUCACCUGUGGUGGACAGACCAAAGCAGCACAAAGGCCGGCCCCUCAGAAGAAGACUCCAAGCAUGAAGGACAUGAAAACAGCUUCAAACAAUCACAGGACUCCCAGCUCUGCUCCCCAGGAACACCCCCCCCAGGUUUGGACCAGGAGGCCCCGCCCACUGCUGCAGCUCCACCCUGUUCCAAAGGGGGAGCCGGCCAGGCCUGUGGUCAGACCUGAUAAGAUUCAGCUGCUCCGACUAAAAACGGAGAAUUCACCAGUCAGUCCAAGUCCAGACCCCCCCAUGCUGCAGAGGGAGGUCAGUGCAGUGAGAGCUGAAACACUGCAAGCACCCCCCCAGCCUCCUCUCGCCAUGCCCCUCCCCUCCACGUCAGACCGUGAGGACGUCUCUCAUCAUCUGGCAGCAAAGAGGAGAGAAGCCCGACUUCAGCCAGAGGAGGACAACAGGAGACUGGAGGCUCAACAGGAGGAUCUGCACCUCCUGGAAGAGAACAGGAGGAAGGAAAAGGAAGAGCAAAAACGAGCUGAAGGAAAAAGAGUUCAGGCUUUGAAGGAAGCUGAUCUUCUGGAGAAGCAGAGACAGGAGGAGCUGGCCAAGGACAGAGCACGAAAGGAGAAAAUUCAGCAGGAGGACGCAGAGCGCAAGGCCAGGAAGAAGCGACUGGAGGAGAUCAUGAGGAGAACCAGAGGGGCAGAUCCUGCAGAUACGGCAGAAAGACGACCCAAAGAGAACACGGAGCCUCCACAUAAAGGUUCCUUUGAAGAUGCUGUCAAGCUGCCAGUGGGAGCGAGAACCCUGCAGAUAGGGUUGGAGAUGGUUCCCACCAGAGGGUUGAACCGUGGCGAGGACACACUGUCUUCUGUGGCCUUCAAGGAGUGCAGGUCUCUGCCGGCACUUUCAGGCUUGGAGGAGAUCCAAACCCACCAACGAGUGGGUGGGAGUGGCUGCCUGCUCUCUAAGUCUUUGGUAGCUUAGAAACUCAAAUCCCUGAGCUCCCAACCUUUCCGGAAUGCUCCACAAAGUCAAAGAAUUAGAAGAGUGUACUGCCAUGGGGGGGGGGGGCUGCGUGUGUGUGUGACGUUUAAGCACUAUAAGGGCGUUGAGCGUGUUUGUGUGGAAUGACUGAAGCAGUGUCCGGUUUCUAACCAUGGCACCGUUUGUCUACUGUGGUUCCUCGUUCAGAGGUCAUCUGAGCGUCUCCAGAGUGGUCAUCCUCAGACGCCCCCCCCAAAAGGAUUUCCCUGUAAAACAUGGCUCCCUGCAGCACAGAGGAACCCCCCCCCCCCCCCCCCCCAAAGCUCUGGAGUCAGCAUGUGACGUUACAGCCACUCCAAACCAGGACAUUCAUGUUUCUGGAUGGCAAAAAAAUGAAAUCCAAUUUUAUUUACAGUAUCUAGCCCAACAUCACACCCCCGUUGUCUAAAUGGGCUUCACACCAAGAAUUGUACAAAGACAGAGUUAGUCAUAAAAUAUGAACAAUAGCUAAUUGCUUAACUAAACUGACAUUGCUGCCCUUAGACCCCGCCCCCCCCUUCUCUGUGAGGAAAAACUAAAAAACAGAUUCUGGCAAAAAUGGAGAAACCUCAGGGGUGUCCACAUGAAGGAGGGAUCCUCCCCCAGGACG
Oryzias latipes (Japanese medaka) is the source of this 2579-nucleotide messenger RNA. The record is from RefSeq and is a predicted model, not a curated record. Lineage: Eukaryota; Metazoa; Chordata; Actinopteri; Beloniformes; Adrianichthyidae.